UAACAAAGCUCCCAAAAAUGAUAAAGCUUAAAGGAGAAUUGCGAACUGCCAAGGAACUGAAAAAUGAGGCCGGGGAGAGAGACAGAGAAGUGAACAGCCUGAACAGCAAGCUCUUGAACCUGCAACUCGACAUCAAGAAUCUCCACGAUGUCUGCAAGAGACAGGGGAAGACCUUGAAAGAGAACCAGCUGUGUGUGGAGGAAGCCAUCAUGAGUAACAGCCACAACAAGAAGCAGGCCCAGAAGUUACCAUUCAAGGAGACCCAGAUAGACUUCAGGACCACUAAGCAGUGUCACCUGAUGCAACUCCAACAACUAAAGAAGAAGCUCAUGGCCCUUCAGCAGGAGCUGGAGUUCCGCACCCAGGAGCUGCAGACUUCCUACUGCUCCCUUGUGCAGUACCAGUCGAUCCUGGAAAAGCAGACUUCUGACCUCGUCCUUCUUCACCAUCACUGCAAACUUAAGGAAGAUGAGGUCAUUCUCUUCGAGGAGGAAAUGGGGAAUCAUACUAAGAACACUGGGGACAAGCUCCAUCUGGCUCAGGAGCAGCUUGCCUUGGCGGGGGACAAGAUCAUCUCCCUAGAAAGGAGCUUAAGCCUCUACAGGGACAAGUACCAGACUUCCCUUAGCAACAUCGAGCUGCUGGAGUGCCAAGUGAAGAUGCUGGAGGGGGAGCUCAGCGGAAUCAUCAAUCAGGAGCCUGAGAGCAAGGGUGACCACUCGAAGGUGCGCAUCUACACCUCCCCAUGCGUGAUUCAAGAGCAUCAGGAGACCCUGAAGCGCCUGUCUGAAGUUUGGAAAAAGGUUUCUGAGCAGGACGACCUAAUCCAGGAGCUCCGGAAUAAACUGGCCUGCAGCAACUCUCUGGUUCUAGAGCGUGAGGAGGCUUUGAUAAAAUUACAAGCUGACUUUGCUUCCUACACAGCCACCCACAGGCAUCCCCCUACCUCCUCAGAAGACUGUGAGGACAUCAAAAAGAUCCUGAAGCACCUGCAGGAUCAGAAGGACAGCCAGUGCCUGCACGUGGAGGAGUGCCAGAACCUCGUGAAGGACCUGCGCAUGGAGCUGGAAGCCGUGUCAGAGCAGAAGAAAAACAUCACGAAGGACAUGAUGAAACUAGAGCUGGACCUCCAUGGGCUGCGGGAGGAGACAUCAGCCCACAUGGAGAAGAAGGACAAAGAUGCUGCCGUCCUGCAGCGCCGGCUACAGGAUCUGCAGCAGCAGUGCACAGAGUCCCAGAAUCUGGCCCUAAAGAAGGACAAGUUGCUCCAAGACAAGGAUGAGAGGCUGAAUGAGCUGGAAAAGAAACUGACCCAAGUGCAGAACACCCUCAUGGAGAAAGAGACGGAGCUGGAGAAGCUACAGCGCGGGGCCAAAGACUUCGAGGCGAAUCUCCACGAGGCCAGGCAGGAAGCAGCCAAAACGAAGUGCGACGCGCUGCGGGUCGAGAUCCAGACGCUGAAGGAAAGUCUUGAGGAGGCCAAAGAGCAGCAGAAGCUGGCAGAUCAGAAUCUGGCCAAGUGUAAGGAAGAAGCACAUCAGGCUGGAAGCAACCUACAAGAAGCUCAUCGGAAAAUCGAGAGCUGCCUUCUCCUGGACCAGCAGAAGACAGACGUCAUCAACGAUCUGCAGGGUCAGCUGAAGAGACUGCAGAAGGAGUACAAGACCAUUGAAGAGGAACAAACAGGCAACAGGAAACGGAUAGAGGAACUGACCUCAGAACUCAAUGAAGGCCAGCGGAGGCUUGCAGAUCUGGACAAGGAGAAGUCACUGCUUCAGAAGACGCAGAAGGAAGAUGAAAGAAAAAUAAAUGAGUUGCUUGAUGCUGCCAAGGUUUCUGAACAAAAGCAAAAGGAGCUAACAAAAGCCAAAAACAAGCUAGAAGAAGAACUUCUGGAGGUUAAAGGGUUCCUGGAGGAGAAACGGGAGUACCUGAAAAAGAUCAAGGAGCAGGAAAAGUCACUGGAAGGAGAAAUCGAGGCUUUGCGACAGGAAGAAAAAAAGAAAGAAAAGAUGGCGAAGGAGCACGCGAGAAAGCUGGAGGAGGAGAAGGAGAACCUCCAGACAGAGCUGAACAGCUGUACUUCACACCUGCAGUCCUCCAUCAACAAAUACAACAACUCCCAGAAAGUCAUCCAAGACCUCAACAUAGAGAUAGCCCGCCAAAAGGACUCCAUCAUGAUCCUGCAGACACAGCUGGAUUCGGCGGUACAGAAAGAAAAGAGCUGCCUCCAGAAUAUGGUCAGCAAGGAAGCCUACGAAGAGGUUGUGCGGAAGUCAGGCGUCUGCCAGGACGACCUGACACAAGCCCUGGAGAAGCUCACUCAUGCCACCUCCGAGACAAAGAGCCUGCAGCGCAGCUUGCAACAGACCCAGGAGAGGAAAGCUCAGCUGGAAGAUGAGAUCCUGGCUUAUGAGGAAAGGAUGAAAAAGCUCAAUGCAGAAUUAAAAAAACUGCAAGGCUUCCACGAGCAGAGCGAGCUAGAGGUGCACACCUUUGACAAGAAACUGGAGGAGAUGAGCAACCAGGUGCUGCAGUGGCAGAAGCAGCACCAAAAUGACCUCAAGAUGCUGGCGGCUAAGGAGACGCAGCUCCGGGAAUUCCAGGAGGAAAUGGCUACCCUGAAAGAGAACCUCCUUGCGGAUGAGAAGGAGCCAUGCUGCCUGCCUGCAAGGACAGCCAAAGAGCCCUGCAGGCUCCACCGGGAGAGUGACCAGAUUAUGUGCAACGUGGAACAAUGGGCCAAGGAGCAGAAGAUUGCCAAUGAGAAACUUGGAAACAAGCUGAGAGAACAGGUCAAAUACAUCGCCAAGCUAACUGGCGAAAAGGACCACCUCCACAACAUAAUGGUCCACCUGCAGCAGGAAAACAAGAAGCUGAAGAGUGAGAUCGAAGAGAAGAAGCGGAAGUGUGGCAACGCAAGGAUCUGCGCCAAGGUCCUGAGCCCAAGCAAACUGGAGCCCGCCCAGAACGGGAAGCUGUGUGGUUCGCUGGGCUGGAGAGAGGUAUCCCAGGACCUGACACCAAAAAUGGACAUCACCAAGUACAUCGGGAUGCCCCACUGCUCGGGUGCGUGCGCCGCGUGCUCUUUGCUACCAUAAUGUCUCCUUUCUUUGUCCCAUGAACCAAAACAGCAAUA
Acomys russatus (golden spiny mouse) is the source of this 3139-nucleotide messenger RNA. RefSeq names its product polyamine modulated factor 1 binding protein 1 (gene Pmfbp1). Gene Ontology annotation, biological process: spermatogenesis. The transcript is spliced from 19 exons. The record is from RefSeq and is a predicted model, not a curated record. Lineage: Eukaryota; Metazoa; Chordata; Mammalia; Rodentia; Muridae. Bases 18 to 3101 code for a protein of 1027 amino acids.